AUGAGUUCCGACAAGCAACCGUUUUUGAAUUACCCGCCUCCUCGCGAGGGUCCUUCAGUGCCCUACAAAAAUGAGACUCAGUCUAUUCCAAUCUUCCGAGGCAUACCCUUGGCAAUCGGCGCGACCUUGAUCCACAAUGUCAAUUUUAUUCAAAGCCACUUCUGGCGCAAUGCUGGCUUCGGCGUUAUUCGCGAAAUCCCGCAUCUUCAUCAAUACCCCGGCCGCUACGAUCCAACCGUGAUCCCCGUCGACAAUGGCUCCAACGAUACCGAGGCACCUACCAUUGCGAAGAGAAAGGGAUCGAAUGGCUACUACACUUCGGCCGACUACCAUGCGCUAUACGUGUCGGGCGAGUUGACCCCGACCGCGGUCGUAGAGAGACUUCUUCCUCUGGUUCGACGCGACACCCAACCUGCCGGCAAACACUCAACUGCAUUUCUCGAAUCUCAAGUAGAGAUAAUCCGGGCAGCUGCAGAGGCUUCAACCGAGCGAUACCAGAAGAGACAACCACUGGGCCCUCUCGACGGUAUUCCGGUUGCAGUCAAGGAUGAGGUCCAUAUCACUGGCUACAAGCGGACAUUGGGAACCAAAUUGGACUUCAAAGCUGGGAGCGAUGCUACUUCCUGGUGCGUGCAGCAAUGGCAGGAUGCGGGAGCUAUUGUCAUUGGAAAGACCACUAUGCAUGAAUUGGGUCUUGAUACUAACAACAACAAUCCUAACUUCGGUACUCCUCGUAACCCCCACAACAAGACCUACUAUUGCGGAGGAUCUUCGGGCGGCUCAGGAUACGCUGUUGGAGCCGGGCUGGUACCCAUCGCGCUCGGCGCAGAUGGCGGCGGCUCAAUUCGCAUUCCGUCCUCGUUCUGUGGCAUCUGGGGACUGAAAACGACCCACGGACGAGUAUCUGGGGCUCCGUCGAUGAGCCUCGCUCCCACCGUCGGUGUUCUGGGUCCCAUGGCAUCAAACAUUGAUGACCUCGCUCUCGCAUAUCGUAUCAUGGCAGCUCCAGCCCCAGAAUCGCAAGACCCAAUCUCUUCGCAAUUUCCCAAGCCCGUUCCAGCGCCAUCGGACCGCAAGCGUCCCAAGACGAUUGGAAUCAUGCGUGAAUGGAUAGAUCGAGCCGAAUCCCCCGUCCGCGCAGUCUUCGAUACAGCACUCGACUAUUACCGUCAAAACGGUUACCAGGUCAUCGACAUCACCAUCCCAUAUCUCCCCGAAGGCCAGCGCGCACACGUCUUGACAAUCAUGGCAGAGAUUGCAUCAGGUGUGGAUGCCCGCCAAAUUCGCCAACUCACAGCUCCAAACAAGGUCCUCGUCUCAAUGGGAAUGUACCAGAUCACUGCACAAGAUCUCCUCGCAGCUCAGCGCCUUCGCAAUCUCCUCAUGACACACCUUUCCCACCUAUUCCAGAAACACCCCGGUCUCAUGAUUCUCUCUCCUACCACCCCCAUCCCUGGAUGGCACAUUGAUGGCGGCGAGGCCGAUCUUUCGCGUGGCCUUUCGGACGGCAAGACCUCCGUGAGAAACAUGGAGUAUGUUUGGCUGGCUAAUUUUACUGGUUGUCCUUCUAUCAACUGUCCUGCCGGAUAUGCUCCUGAUAGCGGUGUACCGAUCGGCAUUAUGGCUAUGGGUGAAUGGGGAACAGAGGAAGAUUUGAUCGACUUUGCUAGAGAUGGAGAGGCUAUCUUAGAUUUACCAGCGGCCCAGCACCCAGCUGCCAGCGAGGAGGUUCUCGCUGCAAAAGGUCUGCGGACCCCAUCUGCUAAAGAGUCUACCUGGGAAGAUGUUAUUGCGAAGGCUAAGGAGGGACAAUCUACUUAA
Molecule: messenger RNA, 1821 nt
Organism: Penicillium argentinense
Lineage: Eukaryota; Fungi; Ascomycota; Eurotiomycetes; Eurotiales; Aspergillaceae
Product: amidase
Exons: 3
Coding region: 1-1821 (606 amino acids)
Molecular function (GO): catalytic activity
Source: RefSeq, a predicted model, not a curated record